ACACAAGCUUCAGUUGUACUUAAAUUUAAUGCUUAUUUGAUUCAUGUCAAAUCAAAAGGGUAUUCUAAGGUGUCUUAUUAUUUUGAUUUUGUAGGUUUCUUGAGCACAGGAGAUCAGGCUGCAAAAGGAAACUAUGGACUCCUUGAUCUCAUACAGGCUUUAAGAUGGACUAGUGAGAACAUUGGAUUCUUUGGUGGUGACCCCUUAAGAAUCACUGUUUUUGGAUCUGGCGCUGGGGGUUCAUGUGUCAAUCUGCUGACUUUAUCCCAUUAUUCUGAAGGUAACCGUUGGAGCAAUUCAACCAAAGGACUUUUUCAACGAGCAAUAGCUCAAAGUGGAACAGCCCUUUCCAGCUGGGCUGUUAGUUUCCAACCUGCAAAAUAUGCUAGAAUGUUGGCCACAAAAGUUGGUUGCAAUGUUUCAGAUACAGUAGAAUUAGUGGAAUGCCUGCAGAAGAAGCCUUACAAAGAACUUGUUGACCAAGAUAUUCAACCAGCACGAUACCACAUAGCCUUUGGACCUGUGAUUGAUGGUGAUGUAAUACCAGAUGACCCUCAGAUAUUGAUGGAGCAAGGAGAGUUUCUCAACUACGAUAUAAUGUUAGGAGUUAACCAAGGAGAGGGAUUAAAAUUUGUUGAAAAUAUAGUAGAUAGUGAUGACGGUAUAUCAGCUAGUGAUUUUGACUUUGCUGUUUCCAAUUUUGUUGAUAAUUUAUAUGGAUAUCCGGAAGGCAAAGAUGUUUUGAGAGAAACCAUUAAAUUCAUGUAUACUGACUGGGCUGAUCGUCAUAACCCUGAAACCAGAAGAAAAACAUUACUGGCCUUGUUUACGGACCAUCAGUGGGUGGCACCAGCUGUCGCUACAGCAGAUCUCCACUCAAACUUUGGUUCACCUACAUAUUUCUAUGCCUUUUACCAUCAUUGCCAAACAGAUCAGGUUCCAGCUUGGGCUGAUGCAGCUCAUGGAGAUGAGGUUCCCUAUGUACUAGGAAUCCCCAUGAUUGGACCUACAGAGUUAUUUCCUUGCAAUUUCUCCAAAAAUGAUGUGAUGCUGAGUGCAGUUGUUAUGACAUACUGGACAAAUUUUGCUAAAACUGGUGACCCAAAUCAACCAGUCCCUCAAGACACAAAAUUCAUCCAUACCAAACCCAACCGUUUUGAGGAAGUAGCAUGGACCAGAUAUUCCCAGAAAGAUCAACUUUAUCUCCAUAUUGGAUUGAAACCAAGAGUUAAAGAACAUUAUAGAGCUAAUAAGGUGAACCUCUGGUUGGAGCUGGUACCUCAUCUGCAUAAUCUCAAUGACAUUUCUCAGUAUACCUCUACAACAACUAAAGUGCCAUCGACUGACAUCACUUUCAGACCUACGAGAAAAAAUUCUGUACCUGUCACAUCAGCCUUUCCCACUGCCAAGCAGGAUGACCCCAAACAACAACCUAGUCCAUUUUCAGUGGAUCAAAGGGACUACUCAACAGAGCUGAGCGUCACUAUAGCAGUUGGGGCGUCACUGCUGUUUCUGAACAUCUUGGCAUUUGCAGCCCUGUACUACAAAAAAGAUAAGAGGAGACAUGAUGUUCAUAGGAGAUGCAGCCCUCAGCGCACUACAACCAACGAUCUGACCCACGCACAAGAAGAGGAGAUCAUGUCCCUCCAAAUGAAGCACACUGAUUUGGAUCAUGAAUGUGAGUCCAUCCAUCCACAUGAGGUGGUUCUUCGGACCGCCUGCCCCCCAGAUUACACACUAGCUAUGAGGAGGUCACCUGAUGAUGUUCCCUUAAUGACACCCAACACCAUUACAAUGAUUCCCAACACUAUACCAGGGAUUCAGCCCUUACACACAUUCAAUACAUUUACCGGAGGACAGAACAAUACGCUGCCCCACCCCCAUCCCCACCCCCAUUCACACUCAACAACCAGGGUAUAGCCAGAUGAGAGAAACAAACUCUAUUUUUUUGAUGGAUUGCAGUAAAAGAUUACUGAAGAUUCCUUGGCUUUCAACCUACAAAACGCUUACUAUUUAAAUAAGGAGGAAUAUUAUGUGAGUAUACAUAUCAAGAACUUUGGGGGUUUUGAAAAAAAUGAAUUGUAUAUAUAUAUACACAAAUCAACUUUAAAAAUGAAUCUCAAUUGCUUGAAGCAAUUGUUCUGAAUGAUACUUUUUCAUUCACAUUCAAGAAUUAAUUUUUUGAAGAUUUAUGUUACAUAAUGGAAUUAGGCAUGUGGAACACCAAACAGGAAAGAACUGUGUCUGAAAUAUAAAAAAAUAAAAAUUAAAAAAAACAACCAUGAAUAUGCACAAGGGACACACCAAUGGAAUGUCAGAUAAUUUUCACCAGUUUUUAUUUGGAGCCGUUUUAUUGUGUAGACCAUAUUUACAUAUUUGGAUAAAUCCACAAAGCACCAAUGCUGUUAAUGGCCUUAGCGGAGGCUCAUGCUGAAAUUUGCCAGUAAAACAGAGAAGUUUAAAGACUGGCAGGUACAACACUAUCACAUAAGUGCUGUCAUAGUAAUAAAGUUGUGGGGGUAAAGGAAACUGGAUAUUUUUAGCACGAUGUGCAUGAUAAUUUAUAUGCUUGGUGGCUGUGCUGCUGAUUAAGCCGUAAUUAAAAUUCUUCUCAUCCCAUUGGAGUUUUUAAUAGAAGCUUCCUCCAUCAAUUGGCAGAACCUAAAGAAGAUUUUAAGGGGCAAAAGUAAAUACAAUUAAAUAAUUCACAGUAGUUUUGAUAAUAGAAGGAAUUAGCUAUUAAAGGUAUUUGAAGAAACCAUAAGUAUAGUGGUGAACACUCGCUGAUAUGAAUCCCAGAACAAACAAGUUCCUGUGUUUUUAAUGUUCUUUUCAUUCCCAUCUAAAUAAUUUAUAAAAAAAUAUAACCCUAAUUGGACAUGUGUUACCGGAUCCAUAAUUUGCUGUGGUUUUUGUUACUCUGUAUUUUGUUCCUUUUGGUAAGGUGAAGUGUGUCCAAAGAGUUACUUGCAACAGUCUUUUAUGAUAUGAGGAUGCCCCAAAUUACCACUCUGGUUAUAGUUCUCAGUUAAUUGAUUUACUCAUGUUGCAUGACAAAAUGUUUACUAAUAAUAAUUCAGUAUAAAGUUAUGUCCCUUCUCACAUCACUUAUCUUUCUGACUGAGGUUCAUUCACUGGAAUUACUCGUGCAAUCUCAGUAGAGUACAACGUAGAUACAGAACCUAGAAGGAGAGUCAACACCGGAAGGAUUUUAGUCUUACACGUAUGUGUGAUUUUAAAUGAAUAUUCUAAGACCACAGGAAACUCUUCAUCCCCUGUUGUUUACCAGUAACAGUAUAUCACAGACCUUUCCAAAUGUUUGUAUAUGUAAUCAGAUGUACAUUUAUAUUAAAAAAAUGAGAUGGACUUAAAGAGCACAUCCUGAUAAAUACUUUCUCUCUUACCUGUACUAUAUUUCUAUUAGACUAAAGUUAUGUGAUUUUUUUUUACAUUUUUUCAGAUGACUAGCAAUUUUGAUAGUUUGUAAGAUAAUGCAAAGAACUUUCUCUGACAAACUAACUGCAGUAACAGAAACCUUUCUUUUCAGUUACUCUUUUUCAAGAAUGAAAGCUUAUUAUACAAAAAAAAUUGUAUACUACUUGAUGGAAACAACUUUGUACAUCUUGGCCAUGUCACUGGUCAUUGCGUGAAAUAAAGAUAAACUGGAUAAUGACUAUUAGUCCAAUGAUAAGAGACAUGAUCUUUGCUCAUUAAAGAGCUAAAAUGUUUAUUGCUGUUUUGUCUUUUUUUAAAAAAAAAGAAACAUGACUGUCUCAGAGUCAUUUUUCUAGACCUAUCGAAUUUUUGAAGACAUACAGAUAACUUCUUCAGAAAACACACUACGGAUUUAUAGGCAAGUCUCAUCUAAGAUGAAACUGAUGAAACAUUAACAUUAUGAAUUUAUAAGCCCAGGAACUCGUGAAAAAAUCAUCUCAGUAUUUUUAAAUACCUCUAUGUGAAAGUGUUAUAGAAGUAAAAUGUGCCAAUUUUUUUUUUUUUUUUUUUUUUUAGAAUCACAGGUUCCAAUUCUGAUCAUCUAGGAAACGGUCUAUUGGAAAUAAAUGUGUGAUGUUUCAUGAAAUGAGAAUAGCUAGGUUCAUAACAUAAGGGUGAUUGAACUAUCAUAAUGUAAUGGAUAGAAAGUUAUCCUUCUGAGAGAAUUUAAAAGUGCUGAGUAAGACACUAAGCUGACACUAAACGAUAAAAUCUUCUAUUUCAAGGAACUUCUUUGCUUAAAAUUCCCUCCCCUAAUUAUUAACUGUCAGUAAAAUGUAGAUAUUGCUCCAUAACUUCAAAUAAAAAUUUCUGUUAUAAGCAAAAAUUCUUCAAAAUCCAGAGUGGUCUACAUGCAGUUUUGCCUGGUGUGGCUAUGCUUUUAGACUGUGCACUGCGAAUGUAAACCAAUAAAAACGAUUGUUUAGCAUUUGAAAUAUUGUUGAAUCAGAAAACUGUCUUUUACUCUAAUGAUUAAAUAAGAUAUAAAAACAGAAACGGAAAUAUAACAAAAUAAACUAUGAAUGGAA
This is a messenger RNA of Miniopterus natalensis, 4523 nucleotides long. The record is from RefSeq and is a predicted model, not a curated record. Lineage: Eukaryota; Metazoa; Chordata; Mammalia; Chiroptera; Miniopteridae.